Molecule: messenger RNA, 1771 nt
Organism: Bactrocera oleae (olive fruit fly)
Lineage: Eukaryota; Metazoa; Arthropoda; Insecta; Diptera; Tephritidae
Gene: Nse1
Product: Non-SMC element 1
Biological process (GO): double-strand break repair via homologous recombination
Cellular component (GO): nucleus; Smc5-Smc6 complex
Molecular function (GO): ubiquitin-protein transferase activity
Source: RefSeq, a predicted model, not a curated record
CUGUUAUUCCUUUUCAUUCAAUUUUCACAAUUUUUUGUUUGUGCGGUUCGGCUACGCGACACUUAGAGUGUGUUUCAUAUUUCAUUUGUAUGUUGGGAUGGUGGUCUCACAUUUUGCUUGCAAGGAAUUACCAUGAAUGUGGUAGAACAAUAUGCAUCGUACCCGCUACUAAUAUUUUCAAGGCCAAAAUUAUGACAGGAAUUUCCUAAUAUUUCGGGAAGUAUUAAACACCCAUAAUUAUUUUACUCCAUAUUUUUUCUAUUUAUUGUAAAACAUUUAUGAAUUAAUUAUAAUUCUUAUUUUAAAUAAAAUUAUAUUCGAACUAAAUUCUUUGCGGUUAAAAGAAAUAAAUAUGAAAGCAUCGUAAUAUUUUAUGUAAAUAUAAAAAAGUAAAGUUACCAAUUUUAUUAGAAUUCGUUUUUGUAUAUAUAAUAACAUUUAAUACCGCUAAAUGUUGUUAAAAUAUUUUAAUUAAAUAUUUUUGAGUAUCCUAAUUUUAUUCACUAUUAUUUUCUAUCCAUACAUAUUUGCAUAUUACAUACAAAAAAUAGAUAUCGAAAUUCAAAUUUUUUAACAAGUCGUAUAUAUUUAAUUGAAACCGAGCGCUACUGCAACAAUGAAAAUAAUUUCGAAAUGAAAAGGAAUGUUGAAUUGCGUACCAGCGAAUUGUUACAAACCAGAACACAAGGCGUGCCACCCCAGCACGAGCGCCGCACGGUCCGUUCGUCUUUCCCCGUCAUCCUCUCACCCGUAGAAAAACGGGCGACAAAAGAGUCCGUGUGUGAACUGGGACUAUGGCACCGGACAAAAUUAAAGGCAACAAAUAAGAUUUUCGAGAUAAUAACAAUUGCCUGCGGAUACUGCAUGUCGAUAUACGAUAACUUAUACGAUGUAUUCACCAUAUAAACAUAUAUAUAUACGUUGUUUACUUUUGCUUGCAAAAAUCUAUUUAAUCAGCCGCGUAUAUUUAUAAAUUUAAAAUGCGGAGUGAAGUAAAACAACUUUUCUUACAAGCUUGCUUGAAUCACGGCAGCUUAAGCUCGGAACAAAUUAGUGAAAUACUGGGUCCAAUUUUUCAAUCAUAUGAUGAUACUGCUGUAUUAGGCGAUGUGAAAAAUUUGGUAAAAGAAAUAAACAGCGAUUUAAAAGAAUUUAAUCAAGAAUUAAAAUUUGUAAAACAUCCAUUGCUGGGAAAGGAAUAUUUGGUAUUUGGUCUAACAUUCGAAACACCCGCGAGUAAACUUCAGCACCAUUAUCGGGAAGCAGAUCAAUUGUAUUUUGCAAAGCUAGUAGAGGCAAUGGCUUUUCAAGAAGACUACGGUAUUUCAUGGGUUGAUAUGUAUAAUCUGCCGAACCUGCCACAAAAUGUCAAAAAAGAUUUAACAAAAACGCGGGUUCAAGAUUUGAUAACAAAGUGGACACGACAAGGUUACUUUGUGGAAAAAGACGAUAAAAUAUUUUUCGGGCCACGUAUGUUAGUUGAAUAUGCGUUUCAUUUAAAAACACAUUUUUCUGAUUACAUCAAAGAUUGUCCGCUUUGUAAGAAUGUAGUUUUAUGGGAUAUAAAGUGUGAUCGGUGUGAAAUUAAAGUUCACAAAGAAUGCAUACGAACAUUUUUAAAACGAAAAUCGAAUUGCCCAUCCUGCAACGAAGUUUGGAGUACGCCAUUAAAUUAAGUUUCCAUUUUUUACGACCACGAUGUUACUAAUAAAUUACUUCAUCGAAAAUAUUCAUUGGUUUAUUAUUAAUAAAAUUUUCAGAACAAGAAUAA